Punctularia strigosozonata HHB-11173 SS5 is the source of this 405-nucleotide messenger RNA. RefSeq lists its product as uncharacterized. The annotation marks the transcript as partial. The transcript has a single exon. Gene Ontology annotation, molecular function: nucleic acid binding; RNA-DNA hybrid ribonuclease activity. NCBI's taxonomy places the organism in Eukaryota, Fungi, Basidiomycota, Agaricomycetes, Corticiales, Punctulariaceae. The record is from RefSeq and is a predicted model, not a curated record.
CUGGGAUACUGGUGCCCGCGCCUCAAAAAAGGUUUCCAGUGCCGGCUGCCUGUCCAGGCUCCGAGCGGCGUGAGUGAUAGCUUAUAUUGGGAGAUUUUGGCGGUUGUGUCGGCUUUGGAUUGGGCGAAAUCGCAUGGUCAGGCUCCACUGCGUCUCCUCAUCUAUUGCGACAACAAGCAGACCGUCAAGCUGUUCAACUCCAUGAAGGCGAGACGUCCAUUCGUCGAACCUAUGAAGGCAGCAGUGGAUAUCCUCUUGGAGAACUCUAUCGAGUUGCGAGUCCUGUGGAUUGCAGGGAACGAGAACACCGUCGCUGACGCCCUGUCGCGGUUCGAAAACGACCUAGUGCGCCGCCAUGCGCCGGAUACUGUAAUCCGAUCCUUCACACCUCCACGAUCCGCACUA